Endocarpon pusillum Z07020 is the source of this 936-nucleotide messenger RNA. RefSeq lists its product as uncharacterized. The record is from RefSeq and is a predicted model, not a curated record. NCBI's taxonomy places the organism in Eukaryota, Fungi, Ascomycota, Eurotiomycetes, Verrucariales, Verrucariaceae. The transcript has a single exon. The coding region runs from base 1 to 936 and encodes 311 amino acids. Gene Ontology annotation, molecular function: oxidoreductase activity, acting on the CH-OH group of donors, NAD or NADP as acceptor.
AUGUCGCCUCAAGAUCGGUUGGAGCAGCUUGCUUCUCAUCUCAACUUUCCUCAAGGCCUAUUGACUGGGCAGGUAGCUAUCAUUACUGGCUCUGGGCAAGGUAUAGGAGCGGAGUGUGCUCGUCUAUUUGCAAACGAGGGAGCGAAGGUGGUUGUUGCAGACAUUGAUGCUCGUCAGUACUUUCACUCUUGCCAGAUGUUCACCUCACUGUGUUCAGAAAAGGCUGAGCAAGUGGCAUCCGCCAUAAAUGCCUCUCAACCCGAUCGAGCGAUUUCUGUUCCAGGCGACAUCCUCGAUCCCGAGUACUUUCCUAGGCUGGUGAAAGCUACCGCAGAGUUCGGCAAUGGUAAGAUCAAUAUCAUUAUCAACAACGCUGGCUACACAUGGGAUGGCGUCAUCCAUAAGAUGACAGACAAGCAAUGGGAUACCAUACUUGCAGUCCACAACACUGCACCCUUUCGGCUCGUCCGAACCGCAGCCCCAUAUUUCCGGGUAAAGGAUGGACAGCCAAGAUGCAUCAUCAAUAUCUCAAGCACUUCUGGAUUGCAUGGAAAUGCAGGACAGGCCAAUUACGCCCUAGCGAAAGCAGGUGUGACGGGAUUGACCAAGACAAUCGCCAAAGAAUGGGGUCCACAAUUCGGCGUCCGGGCGAACACGGUAGCUUUUGGAUACAUCCUCACGAGGUUGACAGCUGCAAAAGAAGAGGGCGCAUAUAUAACAACUCCAGAUGGAGAAAAGGUCGCUCUGGGAAUACCCGGACAACAAAUCAAAGCAAGGAAAGCUGGUGAUGCUGGGGAGAGUGCAUACAAGGAUAUUCCUCUGGGGAGACCAGGAACUGCUACAGAAGCCGCAAGAUCAAUCCUUGCUGUGGCUUCUCCGCUCUUCUCCUAUGUCAAUGGGCAGACCAUAUCGGUUACUGGAGGAAGGAACAUAUGA